CACACACGCACACACACACACACACACCAUGUGAGAGCGCGUCUUGCUGCCGAUACACUCCGCUGCUACUGGAUCCCUUCACAGCAGCGACUCCGGAUUCUUCUCCAGACGGCUGUAGAGAGCGGGACUGCUUCCUGCUUGCCUGGGAAACUUUGCGUACCUCUCCCAGAAUUCCCCAGGCCUCCCCCCCUCCCGCCCUCGCCCUCCCUCGCACCGGGGGCCCGCUUCCUCCGGACCGGACGCAGACGGGGCGAUGGACCUGUCCCUGUGGCAGUACCAGUUCCGGGUCAUCAUGCUGGGCGACUCCACGGUGGGGAAGUCUUCCCUGCUGAAGCGCUACACCGAGGGCCUCUUCCUGGACUGCAUCAACGAGACGGUGGGGGUGGACUUCUACGUCCACUUCCUGGAAGUGGAGCCCGGCGUCCGGAUCAAGCUGCAGUUCUGGGACACGGCCGGCCAGGAGCGGUUCAGGUCCGUCACGCGAUCCUACUACCGCAACUCGGUGGGCGGCCUCCUGGUGUUCGACCUGAGCAACCGGGCGUCGUUUGAGCACGUGCGGGAGUGGCACGACGAGGUGCAGGACCGCGUGCGGCCACACGGUGUGCUGUUCGUGCUGGUGGGGCACAAGAGCGACCUGGCGGGCGAGCGGGCGGUGUCGCGCGAGGAGGCGGAGCGGCUGGCGGGCCAGCUGGGGGCGCCCUACGUGGAGGCUUCGUCGUGCACGGGGCAGAACGUGGCGGAGGCCGUGGAGCUGCUGGCGCGCAGGGUGUACCAGGGCCUGCGCAGCGGCGAGGUGCAGCUGCGCGAGGGCUGGGACGGCGUCAAGUGCUCCGCCCCCCGCUCCGCCCUGGAGCUCCGCCCACCACCCCCGGGGGGCGCGGCCCAGGCCGCCGGCGGCAAGAACUGCGCCUGCUAGCUCCCCCAGGCGAACACGGCCGCGCCCUCACCUGGCCGCCACAAGAACUGCGCCCAUUAGCACCAAAGCUGUUGACUGUGUGCUGGCAGCCAGUGAAGAACAGGGCACACACACCAGCUACACUGCCACCUGCAGCCCAAGUGAGGAACUGCAUGUUAGCGUACCCUGGAGAGGUCCACCUGAAACGGUACGCUGUGCACCAGUGAUCAGAUGUUCAGCUGAGCGGGACCUUAUCGCCUUUUCAGGAAUUUGUUUUGUAAUUCAGUGGUCCAUGUUUGCAUAAAAAGACACACACAUACCUUCAAGACAUUGCACUUAAUAUUAAUAGGCUAUAGCUAUAAGUCUUCAUACAGCAAACCAAUUUCUCCUUCACGGGCCACUAAAAUAAGAAAUCCAUGCAAAAUUUCAUUUUAAAUUGUGGAUCUCGAGCAAACACAGAGAGUGUGGUCAGGGAACUGUAGGCUUGUCUCAUGUUCUCUAAAUCCUACCCAUAAUUCAGACAGAAGCCCUGCCCACCUUUCAAAAAUCAAGUGCCACACAACGCUAACGACCGUAUCUGCAACAGCCUCCAGCUACUGUGCCCUCAAAACAUGCAGUCUGCUAAACAUACUGCCUACUGUUUAGUGCAUAUCUUUUAGUACGCGAUGGGCAGUGUGUGUAAAAUACCCUCCAUACUAUUUUCCAGCAGUAAAGCAUGAUUUGCACAUUUUGUACGAUGCUUUGCAUAAAAGCGUCUGCUAAAUAAAUGUAAUGUUAAAAACAUCGCUGGGUUACUUGCUUCAUCUCAGCAACACACUGUAGGGACUUAAAACUUAAUCAUGAACUGUUCCAAUAAAUUGCUAUUUUUUUCUGUGCUUAACUACUGCUUCACUAUAUGCGAUACACUGAACGUUUCUUGGGUUUUACCAUUGUUCUGACCUGGGAUUACUGACAGAAACAAGCAUGUGGGCCACAUUUGGUUCAGCCCACAGUACAGAACAUAUCCGUCAUCUCCCUUUUUAAACUGUCCCUGUGCAAUAAAAUAAUGGAAGUUGUGCAAUCAGA
This is a messenger RNA of Anguilla anguilla (European eel), 1960 nucleotides long. RefSeq names its product RAB42, member RAS oncogene family (gene rab42b). The transcript has 2 exons. Bases 254 to 916 code for a protein of 220 amino acids. The record is from RefSeq and is a predicted model, not a curated record. NCBI's taxonomy places the organism in Eukaryota, Metazoa, Chordata, Actinopteri, Anguilliformes, Anguillidae. Gene Ontology annotation, molecular function: GTPase activity; GTP binding.